Molecule: messenger RNA, 2640 nt
Organism: Oldenlandia corymbosa var. corymbosa
Lineage: Eukaryota; Viridiplantae; Streptophyta; Magnoliopsida; Gentianales; Rubiaceae
Source: the annotation of a GenBank genome assembly
ACAACAUUAAGUCAUAAUAUCACAAAUCAUAAAAGGUUUGUUCUCGUAUUUUUUCGUUAUUGUCCCUUUUCUCGGUCAUCUUUUUGGCCAUCUCUUAAAAGGCUUGAGUAAUUAUUUGUUUACUUUCCCCUGUUUUUUUUUUCCCUCUAUCGUAGACAUGAUGGGUAUUUCAGGGCAAGUCAGCUAGGUUGGGACGAUUGUCAAACGCGUCUGAAUAGUGUGGGAUCAUUUUAUUCAGCACGAGCUAGACGUAAUUCAAUUCAACUCUCCAACUUCCUAUAUAAACCCCCUUCUUGCUUCUCCCCUUUCAAUUCAUCCAUCCUUCACCUCUUUCAAGUUUCCUCUCCUGCAAUUUUUAGGCCAUUUUUCAUUUAAAGCUCAAAACUUUCUGAUUCUCUAGCACCCCAUUUCAGCUUCAUUACUGCUCUUGAGAAGUGCGUUAUUUUUAUUUUUAUUUCCUUUCUUGUCAGAAGGAGCGAAGAAAAAACAGAAUACAGUUAGGAAGUGUGGUCCUCAAUUAAUUACUCUGAUAAUAUCAUUUCAAUUGGACCGCCAAGAACUUCAAUUUUUUUCCCCUGCAAAGAAAAGCUCAGCUGAUUUAAGAAUUUUCUUCUGAUUUGUUCGGCAAAAAAGGAAAGAUGGUUGAGAACAAUUCAAACCCAUCGAAGUUGCAAUCAAGCUACAACCACUCCCAAGGAGGAUAUCAUGUCUCACUGGAUGUGGCUUCUUCUCAAGGUGGUUCCAAAUGUUUUGACGAUGAUGGACGGCUGAAGAGAACUGGGACUGUAUGGACCGCAAGUGCUCACAUCAUAACUGCAGUAAUUGGUUCCGGAGUUCUAUCUUUGGCUUGGGCCACAGCACAGCUGGGAUGGAUUGCUGGUCCAACUGUGAUGUUGUUGUUUGCAUUUGUCACAUACUACACUUCAAUUCUUCUGUCGGCUUGUUACCGAUCAGGGGACCCUGUUACUGGGAAAAGAAACUAUACUUAUAUGGAUGCAGUCAGAGCUAAUCUUGGUAUAUAUAUAUUUUUUCCUGAUGUAAUUUGGUGGAUAUUUUGAGCAUUUUAGGACAACUUGUUCAACUAGAAUUGACCGUGUUUGAAAUGUGUUUCUUUUUUCUUUUUUCUUUUUUUUUUCCAGGUGGGUUCCAAGUGAAAGUUUGUGGAGCAAUUCAAUACUUGAAUCUUGUUGGAGUAGCAAUUGGCUACACUAUUGCAGCUUCCAUAAGCAUGGUAGCUAUCAAAAAGGCAAAUUGUUUUCAUUCAAGCCAUCAGAAAGAUCCUUGCAAAGUUUCAAGCAAUCCUUACAUGAUCAUGUUUGGAGUUGCAGAAAUUUUGUUCUCUCAAAUCCCAGAUUUUGACCAAAUAUGGUGGCUUUCAAUUGUUGCUGCAGUGAUGUCUUUUACCUACUCUACAAUUGGUCUUGGACUUGGAGUUGGAAAAGUUGCAGAAUCUGGCAAAAUCAAGGGAAGUCUAACUGGAAUUAGUAUUGGAACUGUGACUGAAACCGACAAAAUAUGGAGAAGUUUCCAAGCACUUGGAGCUAUUGCUUUUGCCUAUUCUUACUCUCUUAUCUUAAUUGAGAUUGAAGACACAAUCAAAGCCCCACCUUCUGAACACAAAACAAUGAAGAAAGCUACUUUGAUAAGUGUGGCUGUAACCACGGUUUUCUACAUGUUAUGUGGUUGUUUUGGUUAUGCAGCAUUCGGCGACCUUUCUCCUGGGAAUCUGUUAACCGGUUUUGGUUUCUACAAUCCGUACUGGCUACUUGACAUUGCAAAUUUGGCCAUUGUUGUACAUCUUGUUGGUGCAUAUCAAGUCUAUUGUCAACCUCUUUUUGCAUUCGUUGAAAAAACCGCAGCAGAAUGGUUUCCCGAAAGCAAGUUCAUCUCUAGAGAUAUCGAGAUCCCAUUGUUUGGAUUCAAGUCAUCAUACAAACUCAACCUUUUCCGGCUAAUUUGGCGUACGAUUUUCGUCAUUUUCACCACUGUGGUUUCGAUGCUUAUGCCAUUCUUCAAUGACGUGGUUGGCAUUCUAGGUGCUUUUGGAUUUUGGCCAUUGACAGUAUACUUCCCAGUUGAAAUGUAUAUUGUGCAAAAGAAAAUACCAAAAUGGAGCACGAGAUGGCUAUGCCUACAAAUAUUAAGUGUUGCAUGUUUGAUUAUCUCAAUUGCGGCUGCUGCUGGUUCUUUUGCCGGAGUGGUUAGUGAUCUCAAAGUAUACAAGCCAUUCGAGACGAGUUACUGAUUUGUUUGAUCAUAAGUCACAAUUGUUUUCUUAUGACGAGAAAAGGAAAAGAUGAAGAUUUUAGGAUCUCAAUUCUUGAUUGAAGUCCAUAAACAAAACCUAAAAAGAGGAUUGUUACCUCUAAUUGAUCGAAACUAGUAGCUUACUUUCUUUUCUUACCUUUUCCCCUGGAAAAAAUGGGGGUCCAUGUAUGUAUGUAUCAAUUUGCAAUGAUCAUUUCAAAGAAAUAUCAGAAUAUUUCAUGCUUUCGUUUAGUUGACUUAUUUGAAAAUUUUGCAUUAAAAUUUCAUUCUGGAAGCUAGAAUUGUGCCCAUAAGGAUUAAGUUUCGAAAAAUCACAACCAAAUCUUUGUAUAUACUUGUAUUUAGCUGAUGAUAUUCUUUUCACCAUCGAGA